Fusarium keratoplasticum is the source of this 1485-nucleotide messenger RNA. RefSeq lists its product as uncharacterized. The transcript has a single exon. The record is from RefSeq and is a predicted model, not a curated record. Lineage: Eukaryota; Fungi; Ascomycota; Sordariomycetes; Hypocreales; Nectriaceae. Bases 1 to 1485 code for a protein of 494 amino acids.
AUGUCCUCUUCGGAAACCCUCGACUUUGUCGCCUCGGUUACCGUGGGCAGGCUCUCGAGAGCCGUCCUCAGUCGCGUCGAGACGUGCUCAUUCAACACGGUCAAACUCAACAGCCACCCCGAGUCUCUGAGGCAGUUUGACGACGUCUUUUCAGACGAGACAGUUCGAGGUUCGGUCAAGACUAUUCGCUAUGAUGUCGUCCUCCCGGUUGUCAGCGAUAAGCGUCUGCGGAACAAGUUCCAGAGCAGUAGAGAGGCUGCGGAGAAUUCUCGCGUCUUUACAGAGGCCAUUGUUGCACUAUUCACGCGAUUGAGCUGUUGGGAAGGACGAGAUGUCAAGUUGACUUUGACGGCUACUUCGCCUUCUGAUGACCCGAUAUUGCGUACAGGAAACCUCAGAGUGAAGCAGCAGAGGAACCUGUUCAAGUACAUUAGCAUCGAGACGAGCGCCCUUCCACCUGUCUCAUGCAUAUCAUUCUUUGAUCUACAAGACUUUGAGUGCAACACAAGGCAUAGCAGCGGCCGGAGACUUCAUCCCGAUGCCAUCUGUGUCAUGGCGAAAGCCCUUCCAUGCCUCGAGCACACCAUCUGGGACUUGUACAUGCCGCCGCGUCGCAUGCCCACUCUACGAAAAGAGUUCAAAGUCGCGCUCGCCGGAGCACUGCUGCAGCCUCUGUACAAUUAUCUGACCACACUGACCAUCCUUCUCUGUGAUCCUGACCCACGGAAUGAAGAGGCGAUGCUCGUCCCAGAUGAUGAAGAGGACCGUCUCAGUCUUGGGAUGCAGAGGAUCUGCGAGCUUCCGACACUCGUUUCUCUUUUCCUUUGGGGGAAUUGGUGUAUAUCACAUCACGCCUUUAGACGUUUUGGUCCCUCGGUGAGGUCUGUGUUUGUCGACAUGUCCAUGACGACGCCGGAUGGAGGGUGGCUGCUCGACGUCUACUCUGGAUCCGAGGAAGAAGAGGAACACGACGUAGAGUCAGAAUUCAGUUCUGAUUCAGAUGAUCAAGGGGAUACUCUGCCGGAUAUUGACUCGGAAGACUCGGAUAUCGAGGACUGUCUUCUAAGGAGAGCAGAAGCCACGGCAAAUCAGGACCGACCGUCCAAGCAGAUACGGGAAGUACCAAACCCCGAGGCCUUUACUCCUCUGGUAACUUCAUUCGCACAAGCCGUAGCCAACUCGAACUCCUCAUCUUGCCUUGGAUUCGCAGAGAUGAGAUUCUCGGCCGCGUUGGCGUCGAUGCGGCUUAGUUACCGUGGCGGCGCUGGAGGAGAGGACACAAGACUUGGUGUUCUUCCCGACUUUGCGCAGAGGAUCAUCAAGGCAGAUAAAUUCAAGAUGAGGAGAUGGCAAGUCAAUGCUUAUGGCGGAAUUAAGGCGUCUGGGUGGAAGAUUCCUGCUGCCAUGUGGAAUGCCAUGGAGGAGGUUGUGGGGGCGGAGAACAUUGAUACAAAUAUUGACGUUGACAGGAUUGAGGGAGAGUAG